Kwoniella shivajii is the source of this 1968-nucleotide messenger RNA. RefSeq lists its product as uncharacterized. Gene Ontology annotation, cellular component: cytosol. The coding region runs from base 1 to 1968 and encodes 655 amino acids. Gene Ontology annotation, molecular function: A2-type glycerophospholipase activity. Lineage: Eukaryota; Fungi; Basidiomycota; Tremellomycetes; Tremellales; Cryptococcaceae. The record is from RefSeq and is a predicted model, not a curated record. Gene Ontology annotation, biological process: glycerophospholipid catabolic process. The transcript is spliced from 8 exons.
AUGAUGAAGUACAUUAUAUUCAUCACACUACUCCUCUCCGUCACCCCUGAAGCCGCUCACGGCUUACACGGUCCUCAUGAGCUGGCUGUGGACGCUGCGCAAUGGGCACUCGAAGGUCAUUCUCACGAAAGGUAUCUGGCUAGGACUUUCUUUGGUGGAGAUGUAAGCUAUGCACCUGAAAAGGUGUCUUGUCCCGAGGAAAAAGAAUGGCUUUGGACUGCUGAUAAACUCGCUAAAGGUGAAAAAGCAUUCCUCGAAAAAAGAGAGAAGGUAGUCAAGAUUGCAGUGGAGAAAAUGAUGAAUCAACACGAACUCCCUGUUCCACCUCGAACACCUGUCAUCGGAUAUGCAAUUUCAGGAGGAGGUUAUAGGUCAAUGAUAACUGGCUUGGGAGGGAUGAUGGGAAUGACGAAGGAAAGUCCCGAAGCUGUGAAAGCUGGUACAGGAGGAUGGUCCGAUGCUAUCACUUAUAUGGCAGGAUUAAGUGGUGGAUCAUGGGCAACGGGAAGCUGGAUUGCUAAUAAUGGGAUGCUACCUACCGAUUUGCUUAAACAAGUAUGGGACCUAAAAUCCAAUCUCAUCUACCCUGACAAUGAUAAAUUCUUCUUUUAUUCAAAUUUGAUCGGUCAAGUAGAUGCGAAAAGAGAAGCUGGAUUUCCAACUCAAUUAUCAGAUUAUUGGGCACUGGCACUAAGUGAACAAUUACUGCCAAAAGCAUAUAGAUUAAAAGGUCAUCCCGAUUUGACUAUGUCACAAUUACCUUCUAUAGUGAAAAGAUUGGGUGAAGGUGAUUUACCAAUGCCAAUCAUCGUUGCCUCUCAACGAGAAGAAGGUGAAUAUGUUGUCGCUCAAAAUUCAACUGUAUGGGAAUUUACUCCUUACUCAUUCGGUUCAUGGGCCUUUGGAUCGAAGAAAAAGGUACCAGGAGGAUUCACACCUAUAGAAUAUCUAGGUACCAGAUUGAACGAUGGGAAAGUGAAUGGAACUUGUUAUAAAGGAAUAGAUAGAUUAGGGUAUAUAAUGGGUACCUCAGCAACCUUAUUUAACGGUCUACUCUUAGAAUUAAACUCAACCAAUUCGAACAGUAUAAUCGUAAAGGCAAUAAAAGAUAUGUUAUAUGAAAUUGGGAAAGAUCGAUUUGACGUUUCUAGAAUUCCUAAUCCAUUCAAAGGAUGGUCAGCACAAGAAAACCCUAUUAAAGAGUUCGAAUACUUGACUUUAGUAGAUGCUGGAGAGACUGAUCAGAAUCUACCUCUCGAGCCAUUACUGGUACCAGAAAGGAAAGUAGAUGCCAUAAUCGCGUUCGAUGCCUCUAGGCAAACAAUAACUUCUUGGCCUAAUGGAAGUUCCAUUCACACAACUUUCAACAGAGCUUGUAUACUUCAUGAGAGGGAUGACACUCAGAUUAAGAUGCCAGAAGUACCAACUUCGAAUGGAUUCAUAAAUGGUCGAUUAAAUACUAGACCUACAUUUUUCGGUUGUGAAGAUCAAACAACCCCUUUAAUCGUCUAUAUACCUCAAUAUCCAUGGACUUACUAUUCCAAUAAGUCAACUUUCCAAUUGGAAUACGAUGAUCACUCAUCUCUUGAAACGAUGCUGAACGGAAUGAGGUCUUUGACUCUCAAUAAUACAGUUCCCACCUGGCCCAGAUGCCUUUCAUGCGCUCUGACAGAUAGGUCUUUCUCCUACACAUCUCACAACCGAAGUGAUGUUUGUGCCCAAUGCUUCAAGACGUUCUGCUGGGACGGCAAGAACGAUGACUCGACACCUAAACACGGAUACAGUCCUGUAAUGGGCGUACCUGACUGGUUGGAGGAUAUGCAUUUGGCAAAAAAUCAUAGUAUUGGUGGAAAGGAUGGCACAGAUGGCUGGAAAGAUGAGAUCAAAGCUGGAUUAAGUGAAGGCGGAUUGAAAGACUGGGCGACCGAAGUUGUUAAGAAGGUUGGAAAGAAGAUGGGUGUUAUCUGA